Messenger RNA from Archocentrus centrarchus (flier cichlid), 922 nucleotides. Its product is annotated as activating signal cointegrator 1 complex subunit 2 homolog. Lineage: Eukaryota; Metazoa; Chordata; Actinopteri; Cichliformes; Cichlidae. The coding region runs from base 104 to 922 and encodes 272 amino acids. The record is from RefSeq and is a predicted model, not a curated record. The transcript has 4 exons.
UGCCCUACAGAAGGAGGGAAGCAGAUUUGUGGUUGUUUUGGGUUAACAAAAGCCAGACAGAGGCUUUUCAAGCUUAUACUGGAUCACAUUUUUAGUUAAAGCCAUGAGAUUUAUACUUUGUGUAGCGCUGCUAUGGGUACUCUUUGUUGGGGAGCUUCAAGCAAGUAUGAAAUCUUCCUAUCCUGUCCUUGGAACUCAUGAUGGCCGUAAACCUGACCAGGUCUCAGGUGACCAGCUCCAUCCUCAACUGCCACACUUAUUUCACUGGCUCCAUCCUGUGCUCCAGGCUCAGGUCCAGCCUCUGGCCCAGGCCAAAACACAGUCCCAGUCCGAGCCUCAGAGCUCUCUGGCUCCUAGCUCCCAGCCCCAGUCUCGCAGCUACCUGCCCCAGCCACUGCCACAAGCUCGUGGCUAUCAACCGCAGGUCCAACCCCUCCCGCAGCCUUUGCUGCAGCCUGGUAGCUAUCAAGACCAAACCCAGGUCCAGCCUCAGACUCGCAGCUAUCACACUCAGGCCAAAGCUCAGCCACGGACUCAUACCUCCUGGGCUCAACCCCGGUCACAGACUCCCAGGUAUCAGGUCCAGCCACCUCUUCGCAGCUAUCAGGCACAGGCCCAUCCCUAUGCCUAUACCCAGACCCAACUUCGCAGCUUUCAGGGCAAUUCCCCGACCCAGCCACAGCCCCAACCUCGCAGCUAUAAGGCACAGGCCCACCCCCAGACUCAGCCCCAGCCUCGCGGCUUUCAGAGCCACCCCCAGACUCAGCCCCAGCCUCGCGGCUUUCAGAGCCACCCCCAGACUCAGCCCCAGCCUCGCGGCUUUCAGAGCCACCCCCAGACUCAGCCCCAGCCUCGCGGCUUUCAGAGCCACCCCCAGACUCAAAUCCAACCUCAACCUCGCAGCUAUAAGGCACAGCUAUAA